This is a messenger RNA of Oryctolagus cuniculus (rabbit), 5259 nucleotides long. NCBI's taxonomy places the organism in Eukaryota, Metazoa, Chordata, Mammalia, Lagomorpha, Leporidae. The record is from RefSeq and is a predicted model, not a curated record.
UUUGAUGUAUGCUUUUUUAACACUGAUGAAAUAAGAAAUGAUUUAGGAAACAUAUAUGAGACCCUCUGGGUGACUUGAAGUAAAUCACUUAACCUCCUUGAGUCAUCUAUAAAAUGAUAAGUAUAAUCUCUGAAUAGACUAUUUGACUGCUUAUAUCUAUUGCAGUGAAAGCCAAAUAAAUGUUUUAUGUAAAGCUCUUUAUAUGUGCAAGGCUUACAAUAAGUUUGGUCUAUUUUAUUAUUUUAUUUUUAUUUCUGGUAAUGCAAUAUUUAAACAUGUUCCCAAAAUAGUAAAAAAAUACUCUAUUAUGAAACAUUGCAAAAUGUCAAGUUGCAUACUUUAUGGGAACAAAAUUCUUUGUAAUCAGGAUGUUGACCACAAAUUCUUCAUUUUAUGGUCAUGAAUUAAGUCCUGUUUAGUCAUUCCUGAAAAUUGUAUUUAUAAGGCUCCAUAUAUUUGCCAUUUUUCAUUUCCUCCAGAUGUACUGAGUAAACAGUCUCUUCACUGUUAUUUCCACAGUUUUAAUUUGUAUGCUAAUAUUCAGCUAUCUAAUACACAGCAUCAGAGUCCCAGGCAGAGAAUUCAGUUUUCAAAUGUCUUUCAUGGUAUAUAUGUUCCACAAAUGUAUUUAAAUAUCUGUAUCUUAAACACAUUAUGGUCCAUCCUCUCAAAUAUAGAACAUAUUUGGAAACUUACAUUGAACAAUAAAUAUAACCUAUGGUAAAAUAGAUGGUAUGCUUUGUGAUUUAUUCUUUUGAAAAUAUUUUUAAAUUCAUUGUAAAAAAGGCAAAAACUUCAGUUCAAAGACUUUUAGCACUAUCUUACUCAAAAGCACGAAGUUCACAACUUGUCAACAAAUGUGUAGCAAUACAAUAGAGCUUUUUAGGCAGCAGUGUAAUACAGUACACAUUACAAGACCAUAUACAUGGCUACAGUGUGCUAUUUAGGGGCAGUUAUUUUAAAAAAUGUUAGUAAAUACCUUAAUGAAUACAUUUCCUAUUUUACUUAUCAUUUAUAUAGGUAAUAUUUUUAUUCAGUUGAACAUUUAGUGAAAAUAGACAGUUCUAAAAGUCUUGCAUCAGUAGAGAAUUCACAAUCACACUCUUUUUUUUUUCUACAAUCUAUUCAUGGGUUAUGACCGUCGAUAUACCUUCAAAAAAUUGUAUUCCAAGCUAUAGGCACCAUGGGGGAAAGAGACUAAACAAAUGUCAUUUGAAACUGACGACAUUGUUGAAAACACAAGCAAGAGGGUUGUAUGAUAAUGGAUUCAACCCAAAUAAUGAACUUCCCAUUCUAAAAUGGUUAGAUAAUAAAUGUGUCAUUGUUGGAAUAGACUUCAAUACUAUGGAACAACUUGACAAAGUUCAACAGUGUUGGAGAAAAAAAUAGAGUAGAAACAAUGUGCCUUAGGUAUUAGGUUUCUAAAGCAAUUUCAGUCAUGGUAUGGAUAACCAUGAUAAUUGGAUUAUAAACAUUCAACUUCUAUUAGCAGGAAAAAUGGUAUUGGCUUUUGUUCACUAAAAUAAUUGACAUAUAUAUAUAAUAGAUUCAUGGGUUAUUCAAAAAUUUGUGAAUAAAAUAAGAAUGAGCUCAUAAAUUUGUUAGAUUUCAAGAGAUAUCUGCUUAACAUAUUUGAAAUAAUGCAAUGAUAAACCACUAGCAGGAAGAAAGUAUAAUGCUCUUGGACCUACUGCUGCCUAAGAUGAGCACCAAUUUGACAUGACAAGCCAUAUUAUUCUCAAAUGGCAAUAAUAUCAACAAUAUCAAAACAAGCUACAUUCUGCAAUAACAAAAACAUAUGUCAAAAGUGUAAUGUAAUAAUUUCUUUAGAGGUUUUUUCCUCCUUUUCAUCAAAAAUAAUUAUUGAACAGACCAUGAAAAUCACUUCUUUGUAUAUUGUGUAAUGUAUGAAAGGAUAUCAUAUUUUCCUAAUGUUCUGUUCAUAGGAAAGCUAUAUAUGUAAAAGAAACUACUUUGUUCCAGUGUUCUAUUUACAUAACAAUGUAUAGUUAAGUUCUGAAUCAUAAUAAAGGAUGUAUAAGCUCUGUAUUAUGGUUUAUACUAUUUAAUGAACUUAUGUCAAUAUCUGUGAAAUAUUCAGGGAACUUGGGAUUUAAGGAUUAAGGGGCUGUGCUCCUGAAGAAUACACAGGAGAUAUGUGUUCUGUACUUCAAGGGUUAACAAACUGCAACGCUCAUCAUUUCACCAAAUCAGAAGAUGUCAUCUAUGACAUUCAUAUAGUUGCUCAUGCUGAACCCUAGAACUCAUUUCAGAUUCCUCUGCCUCCCUCAAUUGCUACAUCUAAUCAGUCAGCAAGUCUAACAAUAUUAUGAGCUAAAUGUUCCUCACACAUGUAUCAUUUUCUUUAGGGUAAUCAGUAUUGUCCCCCUCCUGCAACUUGACUCCUGCAUGUAUCAUAAGCUUUUUAUCACAAACUUAUUCCUUUUUAUGCAAUAUUCAAGUCAUGAGGAAUAUAUUGUAGUGCAACAAAAAGUAUGAUUUUCUACAUACCUAUGGCUUUAUUUGACUUUUUUAUCUGACAUUCCUCAACUACCAAAUGAUGUUUCCUCUUCUAAAAUUAUAUCUUAACACAAUGCACAAACCUCAAUCAAAAUAUCUUUCAUUUAUAAGGCUGUAUCUAUGUGUAUGACUUUAUUAUUAGAGUUUAUGAAGGAAUAUCUUAAUGGCAAGGGUAAUAUCAGAGUCAUCAUGAAAUACCCAGGAAAAGAGUAGCAAUUAGUGUGAACUAAAAUUUAAUAUCUCACUCAAUAUUUAACUGAUACAGUAAUAUUAACUAUAUAUAAAUAAAAAUAAUUUCCAUUUAGCAGAUUGAAAGUAGAACUGUCAAUAGCAAUAGUAGAUGCCCAAGGAUAGUAAAAUAUUAUAUUCAACCAUUCAUUCUUAUCCUCAAAUAGUACUUUCAGUUAAAGCAUCAUUAAACAAUAGGAUGAAAGAGAUAAAAUCUAAAAAAUAUUUUAAUGAAAUAUGAAAUAUGUUUACUCCAGGAAAACUAAAAGGAAGGAUUUACUGAGGAAUAUGUUUAACAAAGAAGAAAGUUAAACAAAUUUUUAAAAAAGGACUGAUGCUAAAAGGAUCUAUUAACAAUGAAGUUUAUAAACAUAGUAGAGGGGGAAAUAAAACAGCCAGAUGGGGCAACUGCCGUUUCAUACUCGGCACAAUGUCCCAGCCACCUGCAGUAGCCACCAUGUUGUGGGCCCUACUUUCUGUGCUCUGGCUCACCGUUCAAACUCAAGCAAUAGCCAUAAAGCAAACUUCUGAACUAAAACUCCAUGAAAUAGUUCAUCCUACAAAACUACACAGUUUACACAAAAGAGAGAUCAACGGGCCAGAGAAGCAUGGUGAAGAGGAAAGAUAUGAAUCUGAAAUUAAAUAUCAGAUUAGAUUAAAUGGAGAAGAAGUCAUUCUUCAGCUACAGAAAACCAAGCAUCUCCUGGCACCAAACUACACUGAAACUUACUACACACCCAGAGGAGACGAAAUCACCAGAAGCCCUCAGAAUAUGGAACACUGUUACUAUGAAGGACACAUCCUAAAUGAGAAGAGUUCUGUUGCCAGCAUCAGUACCUGUGAUGGGCUGAGAGGAUACUUCACACAUCGUGGUCAAAGAUACCUGAUAAAGCCCCUGAAAAGCACAGAUCAGAAAGAACAUGCUAUCCUUACAUAUGACCGAGAGGAAUUGCACCCAGCAAAUCACACAUGCGGUGUGAGACAUGUUGGCAGGAAGCGAGGUCGUGUUCGAAUCUCUAGGUCACCCAAAAGUACAGAGCAAGAAGACUUUCUUCAGGCACAAAAAUACCUUGACCUGUUUUUGGUGCUGGAUAAUGCCUUUUAUAAGAUCUAUGAGGGAAAUCUAACCCGGAUGAGAAGUUUUGUAUUUGAUGUUGUGAACCUACUCAAUGUGAUUUUCGAAACCAUAGAUGUUAAAGUGGCCUUGGUAGGCAUGGAAGUCUGGUCUGAUAGUGAUAAGAUAAAAGUGGAACCCAGCAUAGGCACCACGUUUAACAACUUCCUGAGAUGGCAUCAAUCUAACCUGGGGAAAAAGAUGAUCCAUGACCACGCUCAGCUUCUCAGUGGAGCUGCCUUCAGCAACCGACGUGUUGGGAUGGCAGCAUCAAAUUCCUUGUGUUCCCCGUCUUCUGUUGCUGUUAUUGAGGCUGGAAAAAAGAAUAAUGUAGCUCUUGUGGGAGUGAUGUCGCAUGAGUUGGGACAUGUACUUGGUAUGCCUGAUAUUCCAUAUUACACCAAGUGUCCCUCCGGCAGUUGUGUUAUGAAUCAGUAUCUGAGUUCAAAAUUCCCAAAGGAUUUCAGUACUACCUGCCGCUCACAUUUUCAAGAAUACCUUUUAUCUCGAAAACCGAAGUGCCUACUGGAAUCAUCAGUUUCUCAAAAUAUAACAAAACCAGUGUGUGGGAACCAACUUCUGGAAGUGGGAGAAGAAUGUGACUGUGGCUCUCCUAAGGAAUGUGCCAGUCCUUGCUGUGAGGCUGUGACCUGUAAAUUCAAACCUGGAAUCGAUUGCGGAGACACUAAAAAGCAUAUCAUAAAAUGAGUCAAAAAGUCUACUUCAAUGAGAUGCAGCCUGGCCAAGACAACUCUCAAGAACGCUAGCUAUGCCAAGAAUCUUGCAUAUUUUCGCCUUUGUACACUUGUACUUCUUUUUCACAUGUCAUUCUACAUUCCAUAUUUUUAUCAGGUAUCUGAUACAUAAAUAUACUUAGAACAGUUGUCUUUUUUAUAAGGCCUUAUCAUACUAUAAUGUAUUUUCAAGGACCACGAAGUUUUGGCAUAGCUCUGCUCUUUAGAAAACAAAAGAAAUUGGCCUUUGACCAAAGCACCUAAAAAUAUACCCCUGAAUUAUUCGGAGUCCAGAAUUGUAAAUUGGAAGGAACUUGCACUGUAACCCCACUUUCAUUUUAUUAGUAGCCUGUGAAAAAAUAAAAACACUUGCAGAGGGAAGGCAUUGGUGGCAGAAAGGCAAUAGGAUCCUGGCUUUGUGUUACGUUCAGUGAUCACCUUGCCUGCUUCUUGCAAGUUGGCAUUCUUUUGUCAUGUCAAGAUUAAUUAACUGUAAACACUGUUCCCCUUUGUGUUAUCCUUUGCACAUUUUUCACAUCACAUAUAAGGUAUGUUUUGAGAAGUGUAUACUGCUUACUUUCUUAAUGGACCCAGCCAGAAAGGCUUCCUUCAUCUAUCAACUUACCAAGCCAUUAAUGCCAAUAAAAAUACAAGUUCUUUAGA